UUUGGAAUAGCUUUUAUAUUUAUAAUUUUUAUCACUACUGGUUGUAUAAAGUUAAUUUGUCGUCUAAAUGGGCAAAAGCGGGGAGUCCGUAACCGAUACAAGCGGAGACACGCUUCUUACUAUUAGUGGAUUGGGUGAAACUGGGAGUGAUGACGUCACAGAUGGGUUGACCGACUUAUCUUUUGGAGAUCAUGAAUUCCAUAAAGGCAAAAAGAAAGCUCUUCACAGUGAAUUCGAGCGAAAGAAGUUGCUUCAUGACCUACAGUUGGUAAAGAUUGAAUUAUCACAGAAGUCGUUGCUGGUCGAUAAUUUAAAAGCACAGAAUAUGAGGCAAGUUGAAGAAUUGGAGGAACGACUGGAAGAUGCUUUGCAUAAGAAACAAAUGUUAAAAGCAAGGUUGGAAAGCGCACUUGCAAUUCAAGAAGAUGAUUCAAAGAAAAGACAAAUUCAAACUCAGAAAGAACUCAAAAUUAUAUUGCAAAGACAACGUGAACUAGAACAAACAAAUCGACAUCUUGAGGCAAAAGCAUCGAACAUACGAAGCCAGUUACAGCAAGGAUAUCAAAUAACUGAAGAUAUUUAUGUUGAGAUGAAAGCACGACCUGUAGAAGAACUCACUAUCUCUGAGUAUUUCUCAUUAAGAACAUAUGAAGCUCUUCAACCCCUUAAGAUCGAAUGCAACAACCUUCAGUUACAACGAGACAAGCUAUCCCAUGACGUCACACAAUUGUCACAUGGUCUAAACAUGACUAAGCAAGAACUUGUACAGGAACAACACCAACGUUCCCAGUGCGAUGUUAAAGUGAAUGAAUUAACAUUAGAGCUACAACGCACUAAACAACAACUUGCUGAAAAUCGAAAUAAAUCAGAGAAUUAUGAUUCGGUAAAAGAAGAAAGGACAAGAUUUGAGAGUAACUACCAUACCCUGAUGCACAAACACUCAUACCUGGAAGCUGAACAUAAAUCUGUUUGUCAACAACUUGAAGAAGUGAAGAAAGAACAAAACCAUUCAAUUCAAUCAACACAACUAUUAAAACAGGACAAGGAAUAUUUGACGCGCAACUUAUCCGAGUGCAGCAUCAAGCUUGAGCGAUGUGAAGAUACGCUACAACGCACACAGAGAGAGUUGGAGCAAGCUAAAGUAUCACGGGAGGAAUUAUAUGAGAAGUAUGCAGCUUCACGAGAUGAAUCACGUGUUGUUUAUGAAAGAAGGUUGCAAACCGAACUGGAUAGAAUAAGGCUUCAAACCGAGAACGAACUUGAGAAAUUACGAAGCGACACAAAACAUUCGUUCGAACGCGAAAAUCGAAGUUUGAAAGAAGGCAAGGAAGCUGUGGAACAUGAUAGAGACCAGAUAAUGAAACAACGCGACGAAGCCGAACAUCGUUGCUCCCUACUCACCGAGGAACUACGCCAUCUAGAGGCCACCAUCGACUCACGAUUAUCUGAAUUUCAAAACGAGGCGCGCGUAAAGACGUUCGAACUCGAUCGACUACAGUUAAUCCAUGAGGAGACAUGCACCAACCUUGAGCGGACUCGCAACAAUUACGAGAAAGCUGCAAAAAAGUUGGAAAUCUUCGCCUCAGAUUAUUCCGAUCUACAAAAGAAAUCCACGGAGAGAGAAAUGGAGAUGAAAUCUGCGUUACAAGAUGCCAGGACAAGGUUGGCCGCAUAUGAACAUAUGGAGCAGGAAAUGGACGACAUCGUACUACAAGCAGCUGAAGUUGAGGACGACAAGGAAUCGGAACGUGUGUUGUUUUCCUAUGGGUUUGGUGCAAAUGUACCGACGUCAUCCAAACAUCGAAUGAAACAAAGCGUUCAACUGGCCAGGAGAGUUUUACGUUUGGAGAAAAUCAACACAAGUUUACAAUCGGAUAUUCAAAGGAGAGAAGAAGAAACUAAGCAGAUGGCGAUAAAAUUAUCGAACUCGAAUCGUUUACUUGAGGAAAGCAAGCAACCUUACAGUUUCCUCAUUGAGAGCAUGAGGAGAAGAGAUGAGGAGGUGGAGGAGCAUAGGAGGAGCCUAUAUAACAUGGAGGAGCAUGUUAAGAUGCUAGAGGAUAAGAAUUUACAGUUGAGCAAAAAGAACCAACUCAUGUCAAGCGAUUUAGACCGAUUACUUGGCCACCAACAAGAACUAACGAUAAUGAAGCGUGUGAUUGCUAACAUGGGGUCUCCCAGGCAGGGAGAGGUUCCCAUUAACUUGGUUGAACAAUUAGACACACCUAAAUAUAAAGCAGAUCUCCUUGCAAGUGGAGACUCGCCGAGACAGAAGCAGAAAUCCGACGGUCAACGUUUUCCAAAGCCCAUUGUGUUUACGAAGAAGGAAAAUAUGAGUUUUAACCCUGAGAGGUACAGGAAGAUGAGGGAGUUAAUGUAGAGGUGGUGGCUUAUGAUGGGUGUUAGAGUGAUAAGGCAAUUCUGGCUUAUAUCUCUUGUAUGCAUUUACAUUGUUGGGGUAAUGGGCCAACUCUGGUAUAAAUCCCAGGUCCCAUGGCAUGCCUCACUGUAGGGCUUCACCCAUAUAGAUUAGAAUGUGAAUAUUUAAUGUUGGGGUAAUGGGCCAGGUAUAGCCAAAAUCUCAUACCUUGGUGUUAGACAGCUUCUUUCGAAUGCCCUACAAAGUUACUGAUGUAAUGGGACACUCUACUAAUUUCCAGCUUCCAUGGCAUGAUUCACUGUAGGAUCCCACCCAUAUAGAAUAGAAUGUGCAUAUACAAUGUUGGGGUAAUGGGCCAACUCUAGUAUAAAUCCCAGGUCCCAUGGCGUGCUUCACUGUAGGAUCCCACCCAUAUAGAAUAGAAUGUGUGUAAUCAAAAAGUGUCUCAUUUUUAAUGCAGUAAUAAUGUUUACAAACAAAUCACCUAUAAACCAGCAACAAUAUAUUGUAUUUGGUUAGUUUGCAGCGUAAAAUAAAAUAUAUU
Ciona intestinalis (vase tunicate) is the source of this 2924-nucleotide messenger RNA. NCBI's taxonomy places the organism in Eukaryota, Metazoa, Chordata, Ascidiacea, Phlebobranchia, Cionidae. The record is from RefSeq and is a predicted model, not a curated record.